AUUCACCUUAAUUCCGGCGUUUCAUUUCGACGGUAUUUUUGUUAUGCUAAAUUUCCCUAAUUUUUGUCAUUUUGGGCGUUUUUGUCGAAGAUUUUGAACGAAUAAACGUUACAUAAUAGAUUUAUGACAUACCUACCCUACACAUAGGUUGGAUUAAAAAGAAUAUCUGGAAAAGUUUUGCUGUUAGUUAUUAUCCCAAGGAAGAAUCGAUUAAUCGGGAUGGCAACGUCGUCAUUUUGGUUAAAUUUUUUUAAGGAUGCAGGAAUACCAGGCAAAGAAGCAAAGAAUUACGCAGUUAUGUUUACGGAGCAUAGAAUUAAGAAAGAUAUGCUAAUGGAUUUAAAUAAAGAAAUUUUAAAUAGUUUAGGUGUAACUCUCAUAGGAGACGUUAUUUCGAUAGUCAGACAUGCUAAGGAAGUUCAUUCUGAAUCUGCUAGAGAAAAAGUACUUGAAGGGGAUGGAAGUAAGCUUGUAUCAUUAAAGAAGGUGGGGUUUGGAGUUCCCGAAAGCAAAACGACAACCGUUAAGAAGCCAGUAGAGAAAAACAAGAAAUUAGCAUUGUCCGAUAGAUUGGGAGGUAAUAAUAAAACAAACACCAAAACAUCUAUAUCGGAGAGAUUAGGAAGAUUAGUUUCAGAUGAUCCACCAAAAGCUGUUCACUUGUCAAAUAUCGAAGAUGAUGAUUUUCCCCUCUCCACGAAGAUUAGAAAGGUUCCAGCAGACGAAGGAGCUUAUACAGUGAUAAAACCCAAAGGAACAACAGCUCUAACAAAAAAAAUUCUAUCCAAAGAAAAAAUUGGUGAUGAUAGCUGUAUAUCUUUGUGCGUACAUAGUUCGCAAUCGAAAAAAGUUGCUGAACCUCGAGUGACGAUUACGGGUUUAGGUGAUUUCUCAAAAGGCAAAGUUGAUGCUUUGGCAGGCCAAUCGUCGGUGUUCGGACGACUGGGAACGAAAGGUAAUAAACCACAAUCGUCCACUAAAUCAGAUGAAUCCGAAGAAGGAACGCUGAAAAGUGAUAAGAUCAACGUUCCUGUUCGAACAAGAUUAGGAGUAAAGCCGGUUAUAGCACCGGCUUCGUCAACAACACCCUCCAAAAGAGUGAGACGAACUAUAUCGGGUCCUAGCACAACAAAAUCGACAAUAACUGGGAUUAAAAAGUUAUCCGACAAACCUAGUCUCGUUAAAAAAAGUGCCGUGAAAGCAAGAUUAGGGUCAAAAAAAGCGGGACUAACACAAGCUGGGGUCUUCAGCCGGUUGGGAAUAAAAUGA
Molecule: messenger RNA, 1269 nt
Organism: Dimorphilus gyrociliatus
Lineage: Eukaryota; Metazoa; Annelida; Polychaeta; Dinophilidae
Source: the annotation of a GenBank genome assembly